Molecule: messenger RNA, 10653 nt
Organism: Calliphora vicina (urban bluebottle blowfly)
Lineage: Eukaryota; Metazoa; Arthropoda; Insecta; Diptera; Calliphoridae
Gene: Hers
Product: Histone gene-specific Epigenetic Repressor in late S phase
Exons: 8
Coding region: 188-10186 (3332 amino acids)
Biological process (GO): heterochromatin formation; negative regulation of DNA-templated transcription
Cellular component (GO): chromatin silencing complex
Molecular function (GO): chromatin binding; transcription cis-regulatory region binding
Source: RefSeq, a predicted model, not a curated record
AAAUGUGUCAAGCAAAUUAAGUAUUAUGUAACACUUGUGCUCAAAUUCCAACUUUAAUAUAGUAAAACUAAAACAAAAGGAAAAAUAUAUUUCUACAAAACGGAUAACUCAACAUCUAUACUUCAUUUUUCCUUUUUCUUAAAUGAAAAAAGCAACAUCAUUUAAAGCAGUUCACAUGUAAAGGGGGAUGGGACCCAAAAGACGUUUAUCCGUUGCUGAGCGACAGCAACGUGCGAACGCAGCAUCAGCACCCAAAAAACGUUCUACAACUGGAGGUAGUGCAAAUCAUUCGCCUGCUUCUCGUAAACCAGUCCCGACUGCACCUAGUGGUAGUAGUAGUGCGGUCACAGCUUCUCCCUCCAAAGAAGGGCUUAAAACAUCCUCUCCGGCCAAGAAAUCCAGCAAAAUUUCGGGUAAAGAGAAAUCAGACGAAAUUCUUGAGCCGGAAAGAGAUAAGUUGGAGGCAAAGGAAAUCAAGUGCAAGGAAAGAACUGAGGAGAAAAAAGCCACUACCAGGGCUUCUUCCCGAGAGAAUGUGAAAAGAGGUGCUAAUGAAGCUGAAGAUAAAAUAGAGCCACUGGCUGGUUUAACAUCCUCCAAAGAUGAUUUAAAACCCUUGGAUUCUACACAUAAAGAGAAAGAAGAAAACAUUAGUUCCAACUCCAGCACAACUAGCAGUAGUUCUAAGCCUCAAGAUAAAAAGGAUGGUAAAAAUAAAGCCAUUAGCAAAAUGCUCAAAAGUUUGGAUAUAAAAAUAAGUGGUUUUGAUAAUCUGCUGCCCAAGGAGCAGAACAUACAAGAGUUGGGAUUGAAAUCGUCGAUUUCGGAAAAUGUUAAAACCAAGUCUCGGGCUGCAGCAGUAAAAGUUAUAGCCUCUCUUAAUACUCCCAAGCCGGUUAAAAGAGCCAAAAAUCCAGAAGCAGAAGAAAAGAAGAGGGCAGCACAAAAGCAAAACGAAAAAGCUAAAGAAGCCACAAAGGAGUCAGCAAAAGAUACAGUAAAAGACUCUGCUAAAGAUUUUAGUAAGGAUAUGGAUAAAUCUAGCCAUGGUCACAAAACUAAAGUGCCAGAGAAAUCAGUGAAAGCUAAAACGGCCGAGAAGCAUCCUGCGGAAACUGAGACUGGCAAAAUGAGUGAACAUAUAGUUCCAGAGAAAGAGAAGAAAGUAGUAAUAAUUGCAGCUACUCAAGAGAAGGAGAUUGACAAAGAAAAGGAAAAGGAGGAAGCAAUUACUUUAAUAGAAACUAAAAAGAAAAUGGCUGCAAAAAAGGCUCGAAUAGAUCAACUGCUUAAAACUAAGAAAUCUACUGGCAGUAAAACAAAGCCGGAUAAACUAAAGGAAACGGAAGAGCGAAAGGAAGAGCUAGACAAAGUAAAUAAGGAAACAGAAACAGGCACUAAAGAACAUAACGAGAAAGAAGAAAUUACUAAAAGCGUAGUUAAUAAAGAAACUCAGGGUGAAACAACACCUAAAGAAACCCUAAACAAGGAAGAAGAGAAAGCUCAAGAUAUAAAAGAAAAGCAUAACUUAAGUGAGCAACUGGAAAACCCCUCUAAAAUCCAAGAAAUUCCCACGAAAAAGAAGUCACCAAAACACAAAACAACUAAAACAGAAGUUCAAGUUCCAGACAAGCCGGAAGCAAAGGAUAAUGAAAAGCUGGUAGAUAAACUAGAGCAAGACAAUAUGGAAGCAAAGAAGCCGGCUUUAGAUGAACAGCAGCCUGUCAAUACUAAAGAAAAACUAAUAAAAUCUCCCAAAAAAUCAACAACUCCCCAAAAAUUAACACAACCCAAAGCAGUUAACGAAACAAAGUGCAAUAAUUUAGAUGAAAUGUAUGAAGAAAAAGAAGAGAUACUUAAGGUGGUCAUAGAUUCCAAUACCGAAGUAGUACAAAUGGAAAUAGAAGAAAUCUCAACUAUUAAAAUAAAACCAAAAGAUGACAAGGAUAAAGAAGAUGCAGCAAACGCAAUAGCAAAGAAAGAAGUAAAGCCAGUCGAAUGUGAGCAGAAAGUGGAGGAACAAAAGAAACAGGAAGUGAAAGAGUUUAAAGAAGUUAAAUUCUCAAAAGCAGAAGAGCUCAGCAAAGCUAAAGACAAAGUUGAGAAGGCAAGGAAUUUUGUGGCUCAAACCAAAGCUCCUAUAACAAAAAUAGCGAAUAUUAAACAAAGAUUCCAAACAAAAUUCAAAGUAAAUCCCAUUAAAGCAAAAAUAUCCAAACCGCUUAAGAAAAUGCAGUUAAAUAAAGUUUUGACAGCAAAACCAUUGGCAGUCGUUGAAAAGAAGCUGCAAACUACCAAUGAUGUAUACGAUUUUAAAUCGGGUUCUGAAGAUGAAGAAUUCAUAAAAAUGGAUUUGCCAACCUUAAAGAAUCUCAGAGAGUUCUCCGAAGAAGAUGAAGACAAGAAAGUGCAGCAACAGAAAACGCCCGUGAUGAAGGAUACUCCCAAAUAUGGCAGCAACAAAGACAAACCCAAGAAUGAAGAGACACAAAUGAUCGAUAAAGAAAAGGAGUUGGAGGAGGAUAACGAGAAAGAAGAAAGUCUCAAGUCUUUGCAAAAUAAAGAAAAACUCAAAAAAGAAGAUGAACUUAAGAAAAGCACAAGCCUACAAGGAACUCCCAAAAAAGAGAGCGUUUCAAAAGAAACACCCACCAAGGUGAAUAAAAACAAACAGGAAACUCCCAAGAAAGAGAAACCAGAACUUGUUAAAGCCCCAAAAGAAACUGAAACUGAGGCUAGUUCUGAGGAAAAAUCAAAUUCCGAUUCAUCGGAGGAAAGAGCAGAGAAGAAAUCUGCUAAAAAAUCGGUAAAACUGCCGAAAAAGUCAUUGAAAACCAAUCAAAAGAUCAAAACCAUUAAAAAGAAACCCAUUAAACAAAUAGCCAAGGUUUCCAAAGUUGUUAAGGGUAAAAUGGCUAAGAAAACGGAGAAAACUAAACAGAAAUCAAAUAAAUCUAAGAAUAGUACUUCUGAGGGAAGUAGUAGUGAUUCUGAAGAUGAGAAAAACCUCAUAGUAUUCAGUCAAAAGAGACAUAGAAUGGCUUCUCUAAAUGCUCUAGCCAAAGUGCAGUGCUUGUAUGAAAACGAAUCAAGAACAGCUUAUGAAUUGGGUUUGUCCAAGGCCACCUUGUUGCCACCCAAAAUCAGAACAGUUGAAGAGGAGAAAGAUGAAGAAAAAGAAAAACCAAAAGAGAAAGAUAAGGAAAAAGAGAAAGAUGUGGAACAAGAAAAGAAGAAAGACAAAGACAAUGAAAAGGACAAAGAUAAGGAUAAGGAGAAAGACAAGCCCAAAGAAAGCUUUAGCAAAGCAGAUGAUAAGGUUAAAACUAAGAAAGAGAAAAAGCUGGAGGAUCCUCUGAAAAUAGAAGAGAGCACCAAGGAGGAAAGUGAAGAAGAACCUCCGGAAGAGCCCAAACGAGAACUGCGCAAUGUGCCCGGAGGUCGAGGCAUAGGCAAACAUUGGGAGUUCGAUAGUGACUGUGAAUUAGAUGAAAUUGAUAUUUUGAGAAUGAAAAAGAAAAAGUUACAAAAGAAACUACAAGAUAAAAAAGUAAAAGAGGAAAAACUACAAUUGCUUAAAGAUAAAAAGGAGAUGGAAGAAAAGGGUGAGAUUAAAGACAAAGAACCGAUUAAGGUUAAAAGAAAAUAUACCAAGAUCAAAAAGCCGCUAAAGAAAGUGGUAAAAUUGGCCACUGGCAGCUCGGAGGAUGAAGGAAACUCUGAGUCCAGCGAUAAAGAGGACAAAGAUAAAGAUAAAUUGCAAAAACUUAAAAUGAACGAAGCCAAAAAGCCGCCCAAGAAACGUAAGCGCAUACUUAAGGAAGAGCUAAUAGGAGACUAUAAGGGUAUUUUGGCGCGCAAACGUAUGGCCAGUUUAAAUGCCAGUGCCAUAGUGGCAGCCACAUAUGAAGUGGAAAGGCAUUUAGAUCGUAACUUGGGUCAUUUAAGUGGCUAUGAAACCUAUGAAGAUGAACAGAAAACUCCCAGUAAAAAAACCAAGGAGGCAAAAAUGGCGGCUAAAGAAACAAAGAAUAAGUCAGCAGCUACUAGCACCGCUACAGCCACUACAACAAGUAAUACAGCCACUGCUGCAGCUUCCGCUACUACAACUUCCAGUUCCACAGCUACAGCUACUUUAUCUUCAACUAAUACCACAACUCCAGCAGCUAAGGAAAUAUCCCAUGAUUCCCCCGCCAAAGUGGCCAGUAUACCAGAAUCUAAGCCUACUGCUCCUCAUACUCCCACAAAAGUGGAGAAACCCACUAAUAUUUGCGAAGAGAGCAACGAUUCCAAGUACUCUAAAGAAACCAAAGAAACUAAUACUGAUACUACAACCACUACUACUUCCACCUCUUCGGGCAGUAGUAGCACCACAAACAGCACUAAAGAUGCUAAAGAUUCCAGUCGUCCGACAUCUUCGAGUGUAGUCAUUGUCCAGGACACUGAUGUUACCAUAACGGGUGUCUAUGUUAAUUCAACUACUGGUUCUAGCCAAGAGGCCUAUUGCAAAAUGCAAUAUCGUGUACAAUCUAGUGUUACCGAGGAACGUUUGGUGCGUCCUGGUUCAACGGAACCGCCACCCAAGUCAUAUACUCCAUUGAGUGCUUUGUCGAGCAUGCUGCCACCAGGUGCUACAGCCCCCGGAGGGGUGGGCGAAGGUCAUUCAACUGUGACACCUCCACCAGCACCCACGGCAAACGCCACACAACCCUCUGCGGGCGCAUCUCUAAGCGAAACCCUUAAUGCUGCCGCUGGUCUAUACAAUCCAGCCGAUCUAGGCAUCCAUACCGAACAAGGACCCCUCGAUCAUCAUGGACCACCGCCGCCAUCCUAUGCCGCCGCAGCGGCUGCAGCAGCUGCUGCCUACCAUGCCCAUCAUAUGUCACCACAUGGUGCUGGCCACCAUCAACAUCAAUACGCCCACUCACAUGUCCAUCAUCAGUAUCAACAGGCGGCGGGGGAACAUCAUGGUAUGCCUCCACCACCACAUCACUAUGGCGGUUCGGGACCGCCACCCUCACAUUAUGGCCAACCACCUCCGCCACCCGUGGGACAUUGUGAUGCUGGUUCUCCUCCACCCACGUAUCGUGCCAGUAGUACUUAUGGCUCAAAUCUUCCGGUAGCUUCGGGUCAACCCGCUGCACUACCCUCUGCUAUGGGUAGUGGCGGUGCUUUCUGUCCCACUAACGUACAUUAUCAACAACAACAUCAACAACAGCAACAGCAGCAGCAACAAGCACAACAGUCAGCACAAAAUGCUGCACAGCAGCAACAGCAGGCAGGAGCUCAAGCCUCGGCAAAUGAAACAAGUGGUUAUUACCAACCAGCUGGACCAUUGAUCUCACCUCAUGUUAUACCACCAGUAACGGCUGGUCCACCAAUACCACCAAAUGUGCCAUUGUUGCCAGCAACUACAACUAAAAUCAAGUCGCAAACACCAACAACACCCACAGCCGAUGGUAGUGAACAUGUACCAACGCCUGGACAAACAAAUCCCGCAUCUACGGAACCACCCGAUUCGGAUGUCCUCAUUACUGGCGGUGAUUUGACACCUUUUCGGUAUCCACCACACAGUACAAGUGGUGGUACAUCGCCGGCCGCUGCAGCAGCAGCACAUCACAGUCAACAACAACAACAGCAGCAGCAACAACAACAGCAGCAACAUCAUCAGUUACACCAACAAGCUGCUGCAGCAGCCGCAGCAGCGGCCGCGGCGGCAGCUGCUGCUCAUCAAGGUUCACCAUAUCCUCGUUCGAUGCAUGCCCAAAUGCACUAUUCUACAGCAUAUCCGGCUAAUUAUUACUCACCAUAUCCCGGUGAACCCAUGUGCUAUUCACCACCUGCCUAUCAACCAUAUUUUCCAACCAAAGUUUAUCAAAGUGCACCGCCACCACCACACCACUCGGCCUACAGAAGAUAUCCCUACUAUCAACCGGGUCAUCCACCACCACCCGCGGAUUUAUAUGAACAAGCACCACCACCGCCAACGGCAGCUGGUGCUGCUCCACCUCCGGGUGGUCCACCACCAUCACAGUCGGGCGGACCUCCACAGGGUGGUUCACAGUUAGUACCGGCUGGUCCGGCAGCACAUAGUCAACAUUUGGAACAUUAUCCCGGUCCGCCCGGUUAUUAUCCAAGUUAUAGUCCCGGAGGUGGUGCAGCUGGUCAGUGUUAUACACGCAGUAUUCAGGCUCCGUAUAUGGAUUAUCCGCCACAGUGUCCGUGUCCAAUGCAACAAUCGUGUCCAAAAAACGUCCAUACUGGGCCUCAUAUUGGUAGCAACAGCAGCAGCAGCAACAACAGCAACAGCGUCAACAACAGUACUUCAACCAACAACAGCAGCAGCAACGUAACAACAAUGAUCAAUCACUGCAACAACAGCAGUUUGAAUGUAACUAUGUCACACAGCAGCAACACCAGCAAACAAACGAACAACAGCAACAACAACAGUUCGAGUACCAACAGCAACAAUUUGAUGAUGAAUGCCAAGAACAAUAAUAACAACAGCAGCAGCAUUAAUAGCAACAAUAACAACAACAACAACAGCUAUGCAUUGACUACCAGUAGAGGCCCAGUUAAAAAUUUAACACCCAACAACACCACCAACAACAACAACACGCCGUUGACAAACAAUGACACACGGAAAGAGGCACCAAAGACUUUGCCGUUAUUAUCGAUAGCAGUCAAAACCGAAAUGACCAACGAUGAUACGGACAACAAAAGCCAGUACGAAGAGAAUGUUCUGACACCACUAACACCUCCCGAAAACUAUAGCACAAAUGAGGAUAAAUUGCGGGAUUCUUUGGAUAAGGAUACAGUGACCGCAAUACCCUUAGAGGAAGACAUAGAAGAGGCUAUUGAUAAACUACAAGCUAAUAAUCCUCAGCAUCAGCUACAGCAACAGCGGGCAAACAAUGCUCAUUUGUUGGCCAUAGCUACCCCUAUUGAGGCAUACGAUUUGACUACCACUACUCCACCACUGCAGAAUAACCCCACUCAAGCGCCAGCAAAUGGCAACACACAAUCUACCCAGCAAACGGUCGGUAGAAGAGCUAGAAUUGGCAAAUCCAUGGCUUGGAAUAUGGUAUAUGCGGGAGCAGCUUCGCAGCCCAACUCGGUGAACAAUAUGACCCCUUUACCCAAUCCACUUCCUACACAGCCAGCGGCCAUUGUAACAGCGCGUUCCAAUUCUCAACCAAACUCACCAAUGCACUGUAACAUUUUGAACUCACCACAAAGAGUGACGCCAGUAGCACACAAUUCACCGCAACAUAAUAAACAUGUAAAUAAUGGCAGCAAUAUGUUGCUCAACGUUACAAUACCAUCAGGCGGCACUCCAAUCAACGCCACUAACAAUGUAACCACAAAACAAGAAAUAGAAGAAAUUACCACUCCGCUGCUUCUGAAAGCUGAAAUUAAAGCCGAAAAAAUUAAGCUAGAGGAUGACUUACUGGAUACAGUGCUGCAGCAACAUUCAAAUGUUUCACAACACAUUACAUCUUCACCUCAGAAACAUAUCAUACAAGACAAAAGCGAGCUUAAAAUUAUUAAGGCCGAACCCGUAACUCUAAGCGAGGUACUGAGUGAGAGCAAAGUGAAGAUUGAAAAUGAUUGUGAAAUAAUUAAAAUGGCAGAAUAUAAGGAAAACGAGCAGGAGACGGAUGAACACAAACCCAACUCAAAUCAUACAGUUUCAGCAUUAAAUAAGCCAAUGGGACGUAUGCGUUUAUUGCCAUCCUGGCAACCCGCUUUGACUACCGUUAAUUGUGACAUUGAUCUUUCUAAUGCCUCUGACGAUGAAGUACUUGAUCUAUGUCAUAGUCCCGUUGUGGGUUCCACCUCAGGAAAACGUAUCAAAAUAUUGGAGUUUAAUAAAAACCAAUGCAAAAAAUCACCACCCAAUAGCUAUAAAAGCCUAAUCAAACAAACCGAGCCCAAAACAUAUCUUUGUUUGAGCCGCAAAUUUGAUAAGAAAUCCCGGUUUGGUAAACUGCAUUCUUCGAAAUCCAGUAAAAAUAAUGGUCACAAUAAUGGCAUACGUCGCCGGGAACUAAUACUCACGGACCAACAAAAACAAAGACUGAGGAUACGCAAAAAGAAAUUGGCCGCCAUAGAAAAUACUAAGAGAGAGGCUAGAGAGCUAAGAAGAGCUGAAAUAAAACAGAAACGCAAAGAAGCUAAACGGCAACGCGAACGGGAAGUAAAAAGCGAAAAACACUCAACGGAAAACAAACAUCAAAUUGAAAGUACUAAAGAAGAGAAAAAGCCCAGUAUAGUCAACUUGAUAGAGGACGAAGAAGAGCAGGAAACUAAAAAUAAAUUCCAAACAGAGGCCCUUAACACAGCAUUGGACACCACAAAUUGUUCAAUGUUGCAGGGUAAACUUAUUAAAUCGGUGGACAAUUCACCUUUAAACACACCAAAACCCUCACCCAAGCGUGGCAAACCGGCUAAAAAGCCAACUAUACCAUUACAUCUCGUAGAAACCAUAGAUGCAGGGGCUAGAGGUUAUUUUUCGGAACCAGAAUGUCGCUCUUCCAUUAGUCUGACAUCUUCAACCUGUCACAAGGAUUUCCCAACAACAAAAAUUGAGGAACAGGAAACAAGAAAGCCUCUAGUAACUAAAACUCAACAUAAAAUUAAAACCACCUCCGAAAAAAGAUCGAAAUCUGAGACCAAAAAACCCAUAAAGUCGACUGGGUUAAACAACACAGACGAAGUCAUUAGCUUGGAAUUACUAACAAGGCCAGUUUUAGAUUUAGCAACCCUAAAAGCUACAGUUCCCUCACAAACUACCUCAAAAAUAGUUGCAAAUGAGAUUAGUCAUGAAAUUGGAAGUGAACCUUCCGGGCAGGAUGUUGCACAAGAAAUUCAAACAAAAGUCAGCAAAAAAUCAACUACUACCAAGAAAUCAAGAUCAAAGGAAUCAAAAUCUAAAAAAGAAAGAAAAUCUAAAAAGUCUUCAUCAUCCACUUGUAAUAGCAAAAAAUCAAAAUCCUCGAAAAAAUCAAAGAAUUCCAAGAGCGAAGAAGUAAAUAUUCCUAAUACAAACUUCAAAAAUUCCACUGAUGUGGAAAUACCAGAAUCUGAGAGUAGUGAAUCAAGCUCCUGCCUAGUUGAAACAAAUAAUAAUGAAUAUGAUAAAUUACUAAUUGAUACACCAGCAACAACGCCAUCACCAUUAUUUAAUGAAUCUCAUAACGUGGAUAAACAUGCAUCGGAAGACGAAGAACAUGCGACAACAACACUGGCUGGUACAGUGGAAAAUAGUGUUCCAUUAAAUAACGCUCAAAUAACAUCCACAAGUCCAACACCAUUAAACCAAGUGGGACAGACGCUAUCAUCGGCAUCACAACAACAGAUGCAACAACAUUCCAAUGAUAUGCCCAAGGCAACACCUGUAUUCCUGCAGCCAACUCUUCCGCCUAUGCCUCGGGUAGUAUGUCACUCACAUCAUCACCAGCAUGCGGGCAAAAGAAAUCGUUCACGUUCCAAGUUUGGUAGUCGUAAACGCCAAAAGCUAAAACAUUCCACCGUAUCCUUUGAGCUCGACGAUACACUGCCAGCGGUGCCGCGCGGUGAUGUAGUGCCAAAAUGGAACAAUGGUUGGACAUGGGAAGGAGAACCAUUCCAGGGUGCUGUAUUUUUAAAUAGUGACGAUCCAUUGGUUAUACGUACUUGUUAUCCUGCUAUGCGUCAUCUUGAGGGCGAUAUUAUACGCUCACGUGAUUGUGUGCUCCUAAAAGCUAACGAUGACAAUGAGUUACCCUAUGUGGCAAAAGUUGCUCAUCUAUGGGAAAAUCCAGAAGAUGGUGAAAUGAUGAUGUCGUUGUUAUGGUAUUAUCGUCCCGAACACACCGAACAAGGUCGACAAACCAGUGAUAGUCCUGACGAAGUCUACGCAUCCCGUCAUCGGGAUCAUAAUUCUGUGGCCUGCAUUGAAGAUAAAUGUUAUGUUUUAACGUUUAGUGAAUACUGCAGAUAUCGGCGACGACUACGUGCUGCUGAAGAAGAUAUCGAAGACGUCAAUAUUGUACCGAAACGACCCAAUUAUUAUAGUAUACGCAUUGUGCCCGAUAAUACCAAUCCGGAAUUGGUGAUGUUUUGCCGGCGAGCGUAUGAGUUUCGAACAAAACGUCUUCUUAAGAUGCCAAAUAAACAAGAUUAUUAUGUAGUAACGUCAUAAACAGAAUAACGAAAACACUUAUCACAAAUCAUUUGAAAAAGAUAACAACAACUACUUUUUUAUUAGAAAUUAGUAACAAAACAAACACAAAAGUAUUGAAAGCUAUAGAGGAAAUAAUAAUAAUAACAAUAAUAAAAACAUAAACGUAAAAAACAUAACCUCAUCAUAAACUGUAUUGAAAGCAUUGAAAUUGUUAAGGCCUUUUUAAAAAAGAAAGAAAAAUAUAUUAAGUUAUAUGAUAUUCUAUUUCUCAAUUAUACAAGGAUUUUUUUAUAUAGUUUAAAUCAGAAAUCACAACAAUAAUUUUUAAUUGUUUUAUAAUACAUUUAUUGUUAAACAUCAUAAAUAACAAACAUCGUAAAAAACUUUAGACUAAACACAACAUUAUUAACAUACAAACAAAUAAAUAAAUAAAUAAACAAGGUAACAUUUAGUAUUAGAAAAAUUAAAAAUAAUAAUAAAAACAC